Engraulis encrasicolus (European anchovy) is the source of this 7159-nucleotide messenger RNA. RefSeq names its product integrator complex subunit 1 (gene ints1). Lineage: Eukaryota; Metazoa; Chordata; Actinopteri; Clupeiformes; Engraulidae. The coding region runs from base 96 to 6746 and encodes 2216 amino acids. Gene Ontology annotation, biological process: U2 snRNA 3'-end processing. The record is from RefSeq and is a predicted model, not a curated record. The transcript has 48 exons. Gene Ontology annotation, cellular component: integrator complex.
CUUCCGUCUAGACACGGCUGCAUUGCUUCCGCUCUGAAGAAAACAUGGAGGCACAGUGAGAAACAUUCAUCCCUAGUAGAUGUUGAAGUGUCACAAUGAAUCGACCAAAACCUACAACACUCAGGCGGCCUAGUGCUGCAAAACCCUCAGGCCACCCUCCACCAGGAGACUUCAUUGCCCUGGGGUCAAAGAGUUCAGCUAGUGAGCCCAAAGCACCUGCCCUCCUGAAACCAACUUCAGCAGGCUUGCCGUCUGACCGCAAGAGAGAGACCACCUCCGCCCUCCCCUCUUCCUCGGGUCUCUCCAGCUUGGCCAAGCGUCCAAAGCUGUCCUCCACACCCCCCAUAAGUGCACUGGGACGCCUGGCAGACGCUGCAGCCGUUGAUAAGAGAGCCAUCUCUCCAUCAAUCAAGGAGCCGUCUGUUGUUCCUAUUGAAGUUCCCCCUGCCGUUCUUCUGGAUGAGAUUGAGGCUGCGGAGGCUGAGGGCAAUGAUGACCGCAUCGAGGGGGUGCUCUGUGGUGCCGUGAAACAGCUCAAGAUCAAUCGGGCCAAACCGGACUCCACACUCUUCCUUAGCCUGAUGUUCCUGGCCAAAAUCAAGCCAAACGUCUUUGCCACUGAGGGUGUGAUUGAGGCGUUAUGCAGUCUGCUGAGACGAGACGCCUCCAUCAACUUCAAGGCCAAAGGCAACAGCCUGGUGUCUGUGCUGGCCUGCAACCUGCUCAUGGCAGCCUAUGAAGAAGACGAGAACUGGCCAGAGAUCUUUGUCAAGGUAUACAUUGAGGAUUCCUUGGGAGAGCGUAUAUGGGUGGACAGCUCCCACUGCAAGACGUUUGUGGACAACAUCCAGACGGCCUUUGGCACCAAGAUGCCGCCCAAGAGCAUGCUGCUGCAGGCAGAGACGGGCCGCUCCGGAGGAGACCUCAGCGCAGGUAACAGUCCACACCCCUCCACUCCAGACGAGGAUGACAACCAGGCAGAGCUGCUCAUAGCGGAGGAGAAACUCAGCCCAGAGGACGACGGACAGGUCAUGCCCAGGUAUGAGGAGCUGGCGGAGAGCGUCGAGGAGUAUGUGCUGGAUGUGCUGCGCGACCAGCUGAACCGGCGGCAGCCCAUGGACAACGUGUCCCGCAACCUGCUGCGGCUGCUCACCGCCACCUGUGGCUACAAGGAGGUGCGCCUCAUGGCCGUGCAGAGGCUGGAGAUGUGGCUGCAGAACCCCAAGCUGACUCGCCCAGCUCAGGACUUGCUGAUGUCUCUGUGUAUGAACUGCAACUCGCAUGGUGCUGACGACAUGGAGGUCGUCUCCAACCUCAUCAAGAUCCGCCUCAAGCCCAAAGUGCUCCUCAACCACUACAUGCUGUGUGUCAGGGAGCUCCUGAAUGCGCACAGGGAUAACCUGGGGACCAUGGUGAAGCUGGUGAUCUUUAACGAGCUGUCCAACGCCCGCAACCCCAAUAACAUGCAGGUGCUGCACACGGUGCUGCAGCACAGCCCAGAGCAGGCGCCCAAGUUCCUGGCCAUGGUGUUCCAGGACCUGUUGACCAAUAAGGACGACUACCUGCGGGCCUCCCGGGCCCUGCUGCGGGAGAUCAUCAAGCAGACCAAGCACGAGAUCAACUUCCAGUCCUUCUGCCUGGGCCUCAUGCAGGAGAGGAAGGAGCCCACCUACAUGGACAUGGAGUUCAAGGAGCGCUUUGUGAUCCAGGUGACAGACCUGCUGACUGUCUCCAUGAUGCUGGGCAUCAACGCUCAGGUCAAGGAGGCUGGCGUCGCCUGGGACAAAGGAGAGAAGAAGAACCUGGAGGUUCUGAGGUCAUUCCAGAACCAGAUAGCUGCCAUCCAAAGAGAUGCUGUGUGGUGGCUGCACAGCGUCAUUCCCACCAUCAGCAAGCUGGGGGCCAAGGACUACGUCCACUGCCUUCACAAAGUCCUCUUCACAGAGCAGCCCGAGACUUAUUACAAGUGGGACAACUGGCCUCCAGAGAGCGACAGGAAUUUCUUCCUACGUCUGUGCUCGGAGGUGCCGCUGCUGGAGGACACCCUGAUGCGCGUGCUGGUGAUCGGGCUGUCGCGGGAGCUGCCCCUGGGCCCCGCUGACGCCAUGGAGCUGGCCGACCACCUGGUCAAGCGUGCCGCGGGCGCCAUGUCCGACGACAUGGACGUGUUGAAGGUGGAGAGGAUCCAGCUGAUUGAUGCGGUGCUGAACUUGUGCACCUACCACCACCCUGAGAACAUCCAGCUGCCAGCUGGCUAUCAGCCGCCCAAUCUGGCCAUCUCCACUCUCUACUGGAAAGCCUGGCUGCUGCUGCUGGUGGUGGCUGCGUUCAAUCCCCAGAAGAUAGGUCUGGCAGCCUGGGAUGGCUACCCUAGCCUCAAGAUGCUGAUGGAAAUGGUCAUGACCAAUAACUACUCCUUCCCUCCGUGCACUGUGGCGGACGAGGAAACCAAGAACGAGAUGAUCAGCCGCGAGCUGCAGGUGUCCACGCGGGAGAAGCAGGACAUCCUGGCCUUCGAGAGUCACCUGGCCGCCGCCUCCACCAAGCAGACCAUCACGGAGAGCAACAGCCUGCUGCUCUCCCAACUCACCAGCCUCGACCCACAGGGUCCCCCUCGCCGGCCGCCUCCCCAGAUCUUGGAGCAGGUGAAGACCCUGAACCAGUCCCUGCGUCUGGGACACCUGCUCUGCCGCAGCCGCAACCCCGACUUCCUGCUCAACAUCAUCCAGAGACAGGCCUCUUCCCAGUCGAUGCCCUGGCUUGCCGACUUGGUCCAGUCCAGCGAGGGCUCCUUGGACGUGCUGCCCGUGCAGUGCCUGUGUGAAUUCCUGCUCCACGACGCAGCUGAAGACGUGACUGCCUUGGAUGACGAUGACGAGGGAGAGAGCAAGGAGCAGAGGGCCAAGAAAAGACAGCGUCAACAGAAGCAGCGUCAGCUCCUCUUGCGUCUGCAGGACCUGCUGCUGGGGCCCAAGGCGGACGAGCAGACCACUUGCGAGGUGUUGGACUACUUCCUGCGGCGCCUGGGCUCCCCGCAGGUGGCCUCCAGGGUGCUGGCCAUGAAGGGUUUGUCUCUGGUGCUGACAGAGGGCGGGCUCAAGGAUGGCGAGGAGCGAGACCAGCCAAUGGAAGAGGACUCCAGCGAUGCCGAGUUGUUGCCCGGUUACCAGUGGCUGCUGCAGGACCUGCCCAAACUGCCGCUCUUCGACAGCGUCAGGGGCAUGACCGCCAGCGCACUGAGACAGGCUAUCCACAUGGAGACGGACCCCCAGACCAUCAGUGCCUACCUGAUCUACCUGUCCCAGUACGCCCCUGUGGAGGAGCAGGGGGCACACAACGACCUGGCCCUGGAUGUGGCCAGGCUGAUUGUGGAGCGCUCCACCAUCAUGAACUGCCUGUUCGCCAAGCACUCGUGCCGGCCCGAGUCCGACGCCGUCCUCACCGCCCUCAUCACCAUCUUCUCAAACUACACCCGCAGGAUGAGGAAGACCAAGGAGGGGGAGGACCUCUACAGCUGGUCUGAAUCCCAGGAUCAGGUGUUCCUUAGGUGGACCACUGGAGAGACGGCCACCAUGCACAUCCUGGUGGUCCAUGCCAUGGUCAUACUGCUCACGCUAGGGCCGCCUAAAGUCGGCGAAAGUGAUUUCUUCAACCUUUUGGACAUCUGGUUCCCGGACAAGAAGCCCCUCCCCACCGCUUUCCUGGUAGACACCUCAGAGGAAGCCCUCCUGUUACCCGAUUGGCUGAAGCUACGGAUGAUCCGUUCUGAAGUGGCCCGAUUGGUUGAUGCAGCACUUCAGGACCUUGAGCCCCAGCAGCUGCUGCUGUUUGUGCAGUCGUUUGGCAUCCCCGUGUCCAGCAUGAGCAAGCUCCUGCAGUACCUGGACCAGGCCGUCUCCCACGACCCACAGACGCUCGAGCAGAACAUCAUGGACAAGAACUACAUGGCCCAUCUGGUUGAGGUGCAGCAUGAGCGUGGUGCCACAGGGGGGCACACUUUCCACUCCUUGCUCAGCGCAGCUCUCCCGCCACGCUCCGACACUGCAGAGGUGAGCAAGGCCAAGGUGACUGUGGAGACGGCACACGGCUCGCUGAAGAUGCGCACGGCCACUCAGCUGCCGGUCAUCAGCCCUGACGAUGACCUCACUGCCAUCCUGCUGCAGCUUUUCCCGCUGAAGGUGGACCCGCGCUGGCCUCCUCCCGCCCCACGGCCCCUCUCCCUGGCCCUGCAGCAGGCGCUGGCCCAGGAGCUGGUGCGGGCCAGGAAGGCUCUAGUGGCCGGUCCUCCUCCUCAGCAGCAGCAAGGGGGGGGUGUAGCGGUGCGCUUGCUCCAGGCCCUGGCGGCGCUGCUCAACACGGCCCACGCCGGAGCCCUGGUGCUGGCCAUGCACCGCAGCCACAACCUCUCCUGCCCGCUGCUGCGCCAGCUGCACCUCUACCAGAGGCUGGUGUCGCAGGACGUGCCCUUCUCCUCGCUCUUCUUCAACGCGGUGGUGCAGAUGCACCGCUGGCUGGAGAACCCCGCCGUGGAGCCAGGACCCCUGCAGACCCUCCUCAAGUCACUGGCGGCACAGUCCUCCCACAAGCACGCCCUCUCCGACGUGCGUGCCGGGUUCCUGCACCUGGCGGAUGUGUUGUCCCUUCGGCGGGACUCGGAGGUGGCCGUGAAGACCCUCAUCGCCAGCCUCAGGGCCGGGGAGAGGUGCAACGCAGAGCCAGAGCUCAUCAGGAAAGUGCUGAAAGGCCUGAUGGAGAUCCGUUCUCCGUACCUGGAGGAGCUGUUGUCUCGGCUGAUGUCCAACAGCACACCGGGGUCAGUGGCCAUGAUCAUCUCUCUACUGCUACAGGAGAUCGACGAGCAGGCUGUCAAGAUGGAGACCGAUUGCAAACCUGGUGAGAUGAGCAGAGCUGGGGCCAACUCGGGGCUGCUGGUGGACUGGCUGGAGAAGCUGGACCCUGAGGUCAUCUCCACCUGCCCAGAGCUCCAACAGAAGCUCCUCUUCGCAUUGAAUAAGGCCAAAGGGUCUCAGGUGGUCCUGGCUCCCUCGUACAGGCCAUACCUGCUGGCCCUGUUGACCCACCAGUCCAACUGGGGCACCCUGCACCGGUGCAUCAGCACCCUGCUCCACAAGCACCGUGACCAGAGACUGGACCCCAGCCCAGCUCUGGACUUCCUGUGGGCAUGUGGGCAGAUUCCUCGUAUCUGGCAGGGCCGUGACCAGAAGACGCCACAGAAACGCACAGAGAAGUUCAUGCUGCGCCUGAAACCGGAGCAGCUAACCAGCUUGGUGGACCUGAUCCUGGCUGAGUCUGAGCUGGACUGCCACGACCCGUCCUCCGGUAGCGGUGGCGGCGCUGGUGGUACCAGUACUGGUGUGGGUGGUGGUGGUGGUGGUGGUGCCAAGACCACAGGCCUGGACCCCGCCUCCUGCACGCUCAUCCAGUCCCGGCUGCCGCUUUUGCACAGCUGCUGCCACGGCGACCUGGACAGCGUGAAGAAAGUGGCAGAGUACCUGAUCAACUGCGCCAGGAAAUGGGGAGACAGUGUGAUGAGCAAGCGUUGCCAGAACCUGCUGCUGCAGAUCUACCUGCACUUCCCCCAGGUCAUCCAGCGCCUCAGCCUGCCAGAGGCCGCGCUCAGCAGCCAGGGGGCAGCAGAGGGCAGCACCUGUAAGCUGGAUGUGCUGGUGCACCGUCUGAUGUCUCUGCUGGGGGACACGGGAGACUCCAAGUCCGCCGAGAGCCGGGCGUCAGACGCCAACCUGGCCUGCAGGAGACUGGCCGUGUCGCACCCGGUGCUGCUGCUCAGACACCUGCCCAUGAUGGCUGCGCUGAUGCACGGGCGCGUGCACCUGAACCUGCAGGAGCUGCAGCAGCAGAACCACCUGAGCUUCUUCAACGACGCGCUGGCCAUCCUGGAGCUGCUCACGCCGCUCGUCUUCCACACACACCACCAGGGGGCACUGCACGACUGCCUGCUCUCAAUCAUCAAGAUACUACAGAACUUCAGGAGGUCCCGCUCUCCCUCUGCCUUCAUCAGCAAGUUUGUGCACUUCAUCCAGAAAUACAUUACCCACGAUGCCUCAGCUGCUGUCACCUUCCUACAGAAGCACUCUGAUAUCCUACAGGGUCUGUCCUCAGAGAACCCCGACUUGGUGCAGCUGAAGUCUCUGCUGGCUGGGCUGACCCUGCCUGUGAGGAGCGGCUCCUCUGAGAGUCAUGCAGAAGACAGAGACGCAGAGGACUCCAACCCUGGCUCCAACCUGCCCCUGGUCAGCAUCUCGUCCGCCACACCGGUGACGGCUGGAGACAUGACCAAGUACCUCAGGAAGAUGUCCAGAGGGGAGGCCGUGGAAGACGUGCUGGAGGUCCUGACUGAAGUGGAGGAGAAGUCCAAGAGGAGCCCGGAAAUAAUUCAGCACUUCACCAAUGAUCUCCAGAGGCUGAUGAGUUCCCCUGAGGAGCUGUGCAGGAACAUGGCCUUCAGCUUGGCCCUACGCUGCCUCCAGAACACACCCAGCCUGGCUGCUGAUUUUCUCCCUACCUUCAUGUACUGUAUGGGGAGUGGAAACUUUGACGUGGUCCAAACGGCCAUCAGGAAUUUACCAGAAUAUGUACUGCUCUGUCAAGAGCAUGCUGAUAUACUGCUCCACAAAGCUUUCCUUGUGGGGAUGUACGGACAGAUUGACACAAGCUCCAUCAUCUCUGAGUCCAUGAAGGUCCUGCAUAUGGAGGCCACCACAUGAGGACAACUGCAGCAGCAGCAUUACCAGGAGGAGGAGGAGGAGGAGGAAGCAGAGAACUGUCAUGAUUUGUUGAAAUGAACAUUCAGCCCCUACGUUUUUUGUUUGUUUGUUUUUUUGGGGUUUUUUUUUUACUGUCGCUGCCACUAGUUGCACACACCUCAAACUUGUCAUUUUGUUUCUCUUCAAAAAGUGUCAUCAUUGUUUUGGAACGCUCUUAGGUUUGGAACAUUAUUUCGUUAGGUUGGUUGUUUUUUUAUUAUUAUUAUUAUUAUUAGGAAAAAAAAUAAGUUGACCAAGAGUCAGAUUUAGGUUUCUGUGUCAUAGAUACAUGUAGGAAUAUUGCUUCCUACUCAAAACAUUGUGAUUGUUUGAAAAACAAAAUUGAACAAUAAAUGUCAUGUUUUUUUUCUCAA